AUGGCUUCCUGUUUGGAGGAGGAUUUCUGCUGUCCCGCCUGCCAGGACGUCUUCAAAGACCCCGUCCUCCUAUCGUGCAGCCACAGCUUCUGCAGAGCCUGUCUGCAGAGCUGGUGGAGCACGAAACAAUCCCGAGAGUGUCCGGUUUGUCGGACAGUGUCUCAGUGCGGCGAUCCGCCCCGUAACUUGGCGUUGAGGAACCUGUGCGAGACCUUUUUGCGCAAAAAAGGCCAGGGAGCCUCAUCGGGGCCCGGGACUCUCUGCCCUCUGCACUCGGAGAAGCUCAAGCUCUUCUGCCUGGACCAUCAGCAGCCGGUGUGCGUCGUCUGCCGAGACGCGAAGAUACACACCGACCACAGGUUCAGACCCGUCGACGAAGCGGCGCAGGAUUGCAGAGAGGAGCUCCGGAAGUCCCUGAGAGCCUCGCGGGACAAGCUGAAGGCUUUUACCGACGUCAAAGUGAACUUUGAUCAAACGGCGGAGCACAUAAAGGUCCAGUCCCGACACACGGAGAGGCAGAUUCAGGAGGAGUUUAAGAAGCUCCACCGAGCCACAGAGGAGCAGCUGAGAGCCGAAGACGUCCCGUUCCUGAUCAACUUCAGGGCUGCAGCGGAGAGAGUCCGGCGGCGCCCCCUGCCGGAGGAUCCACAGCUGCUCUCGGGGGCUCUGAUAGACGUGGUGAAACAUCUGGGCAAUCUGACCUUCAACAUCUGGAAGAAGAUGAAAGACGUGGCGCCCUACAGUCCCGUGAUUCUGGACCCGAGCACCGCCUAUCCUGAGCUCGUCCUGUCUGAGGAUCUGACCAGCGUGAGACGUGGAAAGAUACAGCAGCUUCCCGAAAACCCCGAGCGGUUUGCGUACUGGGACUCCGUGCUGGGCUCCGGAUUCAACUCGGGGACUCACAGCUGGGACGUCGAGGUCGGAGACAACAAAGAGUGGGAACUGGGGGUGUUAGCCGAGUCCGUCUGCAGGAAGGGAUUCAUGGGGUCCAUGGCUUGGAGCGUAGACUUCAGCGAUGUCGGAUACAGAGCGUACUCGCCGGAAAAUAAAUACACGGAUCUCCCGGUCAGAAAGAAGCUCCUGAGGAUCCGAGUUCACCUGGACUGGGACAGAGGGAAGCUGUCCUUCUCUGAUCCCGAUACUAACACAUACAUACACACCUUCACUCACGCUUUCACUGAGAAAGUGUGCCCAUACCUUUGCACCAGGAAUGCACUCCCUCUCAAAAUACUGCCUGCAGAGAUCUCUGUGAUAGUGAAAAGUUAG
Molecule: messenger RNA, 1266 nt
Organism: Perca flavescens (yellow perch)
Lineage: Eukaryota; Metazoa; Chordata; Actinopteri; Perciformes; Percidae
Product: E3 ubiquitin-protein ligase TRIM39-like
Exons: 2
Coding region: 1-1266 (421 amino acids)
Molecular function (GO): zinc ion binding; protein binding
Source: RefSeq, a predicted model, not a curated record